This is a messenger RNA of Phycomyces blakesleeanus NRRL 1555(-), 1875 nucleotides long. RefSeq lists its product as hypothetical. Gene Ontology annotation, molecular function: ribosome binding; transmembrane protein transporter activity; signal sequence receptor activity. The transcript is spliced from 5 exons. The record is from RefSeq and is a predicted model, not a curated record. Gene Ontology annotation, cellular component: Sec61 translocon complex; membrane. The coding region runs from base 34 to 1470 and encodes 478 amino acids. Gene Ontology annotation, biological process: SRP-dependent cotranslational protein targeting to membrane, translocation; post-translational protein targeting to membrane, translocation. NCBI's taxonomy places the organism in Eukaryota, Fungi, Mucoromycota, Mucoromycetes, Mucorales, Phycomycetaceae.
UUUUGUCUUUCAUUAGCCUAAUAUUCUUACAUCAUGGGUUUCCGGGUACUACACCUCGUACGGCCCUUUAUGGCUGUCCUUCCUGAAAUCGCGACACCUGAUCGCAAGAUUCCCUUUAACCAAAAAGUGAUGUGGACUGCUGUCACGCUAUUCAUCUUCUUGGUCAUGUCACAAGUUCCUCUGUAUGGAAUCAUGUCAUCAGAUUCUUCUGAUCCUCUGUUCUGGAUGAGAGUCAUUCUUGCCUCUAACCGUGGUACCUUGAUGGAACUCGGUAUUACUCCUAUUGUUACUUCUGGAAUGAUUAUGCAACUUCUCUCUGGCGCCAACAUUAUCGAGGUCGACUAUAGUUUGAAGGAAGACAGAGCACUGUUCAGUGGAGCACAAAAACUGUUUGCCAUGAUCAUUGCUUUUGGCCAGGCUGCUGUUUCGGUUCUGACAGGUCUUUACGGUAGCCCCAAGGAAAUUGGUGCUGGUGUCUGUUUGUUGUUAGUCAUCCAGCUCGUCGUGGCUUCCUUGAUCACCAUGCUCUUGGACGAAUUGCUCCAAAAGGGCUACGGUCUUGGUUCAGGUAUCAACCUUUUCAUUGCCACAAACAUCUGUGAGACCAUCUUCUGGAAGGCUCUUUCGCCGACCACGAUGAACAACGGCAGAGGCGACGAAUUCGAGGGUGCCUUGAUUUCUCUUGUCCACCUGAUGAUCUCCCGCAAGGACAAGACCCGUGCGUUGAAAGAAGCAUUCUACAGAACCAAUCUGCCUAAUGUUAUGAGCCUCGUGUCUACUGCGGCCAUCUUUGCGGUCGUCAUCUACCUCCAGGGAUUCCGUGUCGAGCUUCCUGUCAAGUCUAACCGUGUACGUGGACAGCGCGGUACCUACCCCAUCAAGCUUUUCUACACAUCCAACAUGCCUAUCAUGCUCCAGUCGACCAUGACAUCCAACAUUUUCAUGAUCUCCCAGAUGCUUUAUAAGCGUUUCGAGACCAAUAUCCUUGUCCGAAUUCUUGGUGUCUGGGAGCCCUUUGAGGGAUCCUCGCAGCUGUUUGCUUCGGGCGGUUUGGCAUACUACCUCUCUGCUCCUCGCAGCAUGACCGAUGCUCUCCUGGACCCAAUCCACACCGUGAUCUACAUUGGCAUCAUGCUCACCGGCUGUGCUCUGUUGUCCAAGACCUGGAUCGAAGUAUCUGGAUCAGCUCCACGUGAUGUUGCUCGUCAGCUCAAGGACCAGCAGCUCGUGAUUGCCGGUUACCGUGAUACUUCGAUGUACAAGGAACUCAAGCGUGUUAUCCCAGUUGCUGCCUCGUUUGGUGGUGCCUGUCUUGGAGCUGUAUCUGUCUUGGCUGAUAUGGUUGGUGCAAUUGGUUCUGGCACUGGUAUUCUGUUGUGUGUCACCAUUAUUUUCCAGUACUUUGAAAUGUUUGUCAAGGAACAAAUGGAAAAUGGCGGUGGUAUGGAGGGCAUGGUAAUGGCCCAGUAAAAAAAAAAUCAAUAGAGCAACGUCUAUCAUCCUUAUUUUUUUUUUUAUAAUAAUUUUUCUUUCUGGUAUCCUUUUUUUUCCCCUUUCUAUUUUCUUUGCAUGUAUCUAUACACAAACACACACAAACGCACAUAUACACACACACACACAGUCAGACACUCAGUCAGACAGUCAGUCAGACAUUUAAAUAAAGAGAAGAAGAGAAGAUUAAUGGAUAAAAAGAAAAAACAAAUACCAGCCCUUUUUUUUCUCUUUCUUUCUACCAUAUACAUUUAAUAACAUUUCUUCUUCUUCUUUAAAAAAUAAUGUUAAUAAUAAUUUACAAUGAAUUUGAAACGAGGACGUUUUUCUUCUUCUUUUCUGUUUGUUUUGGACAAAAUAUAUAUAAAAGACUCUCUUUUUUUU